Messenger RNA from Aethina tumida (small hive beetle), 1256 nucleotides. RefSeq lists its product as uncharacterized. Gene Ontology annotation, cellular component: RNA polymerase I complex. The record is from RefSeq and is a predicted model, not a curated record. The coding region runs from base 92 to 1201 and encodes 369 amino acids. Gene Ontology annotation, biological process: nucleolar large rRNA transcription by RNA polymerase I; transcription elongation by RNA polymerase I; RNA polymerase I preinitiation complex assembly. NCBI's taxonomy places the organism in Eukaryota, Metazoa, Arthropoda, Insecta, Coleoptera, Nitidulidae. Gene Ontology annotation, molecular function: DNA binding. The transcript is spliced from 6 exons.
CUAUGGACAUAAAUAUAACCUCCUCUAUAAAUUACACGUGAAUUGCUUGCUUUCGACUAAAUAAUUUAUAUUUAAUAAAUAAAUAAAGAAAAUGUCAGUGAUAACAGAAAUUUCUAAAAAAAAUAUAAAACCCGUUUUAGUGGAUUUCCAAAAUUCAAAAUUUAAUCCAAAUGAACAGUUUAAACUAGAAUCAGGCCUAUACAGAGAUAAAAGGAAAAAAACUAUUGUAGGAGUAGAAGGUGAUAAAAUGACUUAUACGGGUUUGGUAAAUGAAAAUAAUUUAUAUAAUAAUUAUAUAGUUAUAAAUAACAAGCGUACAAAAACGUGUCGAUUAAUUCCUGUUGACUUCGCAUUACUGAAGCCACAGCUGAAGAAGAAUGAAAUGCUAGAUGUGUCAGUGACCGUUCAUGAAAAAUCAAUUGCAGAAUUAAAUAAACAAUUUGGAUCCAAAAAAACAAUUAGGCAAACUGAACAGCAUGAAAAAUUAAAAAUGAAUAUUGAUGCUGUAAAAGAAGACUUAGAAAAGACUGUUGCAGCUAUCGAGUUUGACCCAAUGGAUGUUAGCUAUCAAUCACAAGAAGAUAAUGAUGGAAUAUUUAGACCUAAAAUAAACAGAAAUGCCUCCAGAAAAGAACAAGUGUAUCAACUUCAUGAUUUAAUUCCUGAAAAUGUUUUAAAUUCUCUGGAUAGUGAAGUCACAAACAUUAUUGAUAAUAUGGACAAUAUUGAAGAACUGAAGCUUAAAUCCUUUGUUGAAUAUUGUUUAACACAAUUACAAAAUUCAUCACUAUCUGGUAAUGAAUUGAAAGAAAAAAUUGCUAUUUUAAUUUACAUGAAUUACUUGUUAACUUAUUUUGCGGUACCUGCGAAAAAUGUGACUAAAAAAUAUUCCAUUUGUAAGAACAGAGAUUUGAAUUUCCACAUAUUGGAUCAUUUUUCAAUACAAACCGGAAAUACUAGAUCACGUCCACUUUCAAUGAAAAUAAAAGCACUUUGCUUUAUCCUAGUUUUGACCCUUUUUGUGACUGAUUUUGAAGUGAAUAUUGCAGAACUUGCAAAAGAUAUUAAAGUUGGAACCAAGAAAAUCCAAGAAGUAGGACGAGUACUUGCACUGUCAGCAGGAAAAGAUAAAGAUACAAUGACAUUGAAAGUACCACUUCCUGCAGUUGUAACAAUAUCUGCCAAAAGAAAAAGAAAGUGAUUGUAAUCACAUACCAGUUAUUUUAUUAUAUGACUAAUAAAUGAUUUAUUUUAAA